AUGUUGAUAGAGUCUGCGACAACCACGCGCCCAAGACGAAGUAUUACCGAGCGCCAGAGAAAGCUGUGUAAUCCUGAAAUGCGCCCACUUCUUGAAUGGGAGCUGAAAGCUGAAGUCGCUUGCGCCAAGGAACUCCAUGCCCAACCAGACUUCGACAAACUCCUCACGAGAUUUCGUGAGACCAAAACUCGGGUCGCCUUCUCUCUCGAAGGGCUCGAUAUCGCUGCUUUGAUGAGACAUCAGGCGAACUCAAGACCAGGUACUGGUAAGCUUUCACCUACUAUUUUCAUGGAAGAAUGCGACUUCCACGACGAAAACCGCAUUGCUUGUCUUGUUGCAAAGAUCAAACCCAAAGUAUCGGAACAGCUGCGCAACCAGACAGAUAAAGAGAUGCUGGAACACCGCAAGGCACUCUUGGCCUGCUUCGAUUGGCGCAAUAACUCCGUUCUGAAAUCCAGCACGCCUUUCUUCCCUGGUACUCUCGGCAAAUGCAAAGAGUGUCAUCGAGAGACUCAGCGAUCCGAACGUUCCAAGGUCGCGGAUUGA
Fusarium musae is the source of this 546-nucleotide messenger RNA. RefSeq lists its product as uncharacterized. The transcript has 2 exons. The record is from RefSeq and is a predicted model, not a curated record. NCBI's taxonomy places the organism in Eukaryota, Fungi, Ascomycota, Sordariomycetes, Hypocreales, Nectriaceae. The coding region runs from base 1 to 546 and encodes 181 amino acids.